Molecule: messenger RNA, 2850 nt
Organism: Phodopus roborovskii (desert hamster)
Lineage: Eukaryota; Metazoa; Chordata; Mammalia; Rodentia; Cricetidae
Gene: Tdrd3
Product: tudor domain containing 3
Exons: 14
Coding region: 318-2555 (745 amino acids)
Cellular component (GO): nucleus
Molecular function (GO): protein binding
Source: RefSeq, a predicted model, not a curated record
GCUCAGGCCCAGGCCGCGUUUGGCCGCUCGCCGCUCGCUCCCAAGCCCGGGCCGGCCCCUGCGGCCGCUCACAAAACGCGGCGAGCGGAACCCGCACGCGGAAGCGCCCGGCGCACUGAGCAUGCCCAGUAGCGCAGUCGAACAGAGGAGUUUUUUUUUUUUUUCUUUCUCCCUCUUUUUCUUUUUCUUUUCUUUCUUCUUUUUCCUCUCUUCUUCUUCUUCCUUUCCCCGGCUCUCCACUAGGAGGCCCGUCCCGCCCCCCACCCUCAGUUCAGACCCCCGUCAUCCCCGGGCCUGAGCAGCUUAGCUAACUAACCAUGGCCGAGGUGCCCGGCGCCGCGUUGUCCCAGGCGGGUUGGUAUCUUUCAGAUGAAGGCAUUGAAGCUUGUACAAGCUCUCCCGGCAAAGUCAAUAUAAAUGACAUCAUCCUGAUUGCUCUCAAUACAGAUUUGAGAACGAUUGGCAAGAAGUUCCUUCCCAGCGACAUCAACGGUGGAAAGGUAGAAAAGCUUGAAGGUCCAUGUGUUUUACAAAUUCAGAAAGUCCGCAAUGUUGCUGCACCAAAGGAUAACGAGGAAUCACAGGCUGCACCAAGGAUGCUUCGUUUGCAGAUGACUGAUGGGCAUACAAGCUGUACAGCAGUAGAGUUCAGUUAUAUUUCAAAAAUAAGUCUGAACACACCACCUGGCACAAAAGUGAGGCUCUCGGGCGUCGUGGACGUAAAGAACGGAUUCCUGCUCUUGAGUGACUCCAACACCACAGUGCUUGGUGGUGAAGUAGAGCAUCUGAUUGACAAAUGGGAGUUACAGAGAAGCUUAUCAAAACAUAGUAGAAGCAACAUUGGAACUGAAGGUGGCCCACCUCCUUUUUUGCCCUUUGGACAGAAAUGUGCAUCUAAUGUCCAAGUGGAUAGCAGAGAACUAGAUCGGCGGAAGACAUUACAAGUUUCAAUGCCUGUCAAGCCUGCAAAUGAUAAUGAUGAGUUUGAGAAGCAAAGGACUGCUGCAAUUGCAGAGGUUGCAAAGAGCAAAGAAACCAAGACAUUUGGAGGAGGUGGAGGUGGUGCCAGAAGUAAUCUCAAUAUGGGCUCUGUCAGUCACCGAAAUAGGGACGUUUUACAGAAGGAAAAGGCUUCCAAAUCAGAAAGCAAACAUGAAGGAGUAUAUAGAGAACUGGUUGAUGAGAAAGCACUGAAGCACAUAACAGAAAUGGGCUUCAGUAAGGAAGCCUCGAGACAAGCACUUAUGGAUAAUGCCAACAACUUAGAAGCAGCAUUGAACGUACUUCUAAACAGCAAUAAACAGAAGCCUGUCGUGGGUCCACCUCCUAGAGGUAGAGGGAAAGGCAGGGGCCGUACACGAUCUGAAGAUGAAGAGGACCUAGGAAAUGCAAGGCCAUCAGCACCAAGCACAUUAUUUGAUUUCUUGGAAUCUAAAAUGGGAACUUUGAAUGUGGAAGAACCAAAGUCACAGCCUCAGCACCUUCACCAAGGACAGCACAGAGUAUUGAAUACUGAACAGAAUGGGAUAAAAGAUAGUAGCAAUCAAUCAAGACAUCUUCCUCGAAAUGAUACCAGGCAGCCGAGAAAUGAGAAACCUCCUCGUUUUCAAAGAGACACCCCCAAUUCAAAGUCAGCCUUAGAAAGCAGCGUAUUAUCUAGAAAUAGAGGCUCUGAAAGACCCGGCGGUUCUUCUGGUUCGGAAGUGUGGGCAGAAGAGAGGAUCAAGUGUGACAGGCCAUAUUCUAGAUAUGACAGAACUAAAGACGCUUCCUAUCCGUUAAGUUCUCAGCACAAUGAUGGCGCUUUUAAAAAAAGAGAUAACUCUGCACAAAACAGAUCAGGAAGAGGUCCAGUGUAUGCAGAGCCAAAAGAAAACCCACUUCCUCAAGAAUUCAUAGAUUACAAUAAUCAAAAGCGUGGGAAAAGAGAAAACCAAACAGGUAAUCCUGAUCACUUUUAUGACAGGAAAUCACGGACAAUGAAUAAUGAAGCCUUUAGUGGUCUCAAAAUUGAAAAACAUUUUAGUGUAAAUACUGAUUACCAGAAUCCUGUCCGAAGUAAUAGUUUUGUUGGUGUUCCAAAUGGAGAGACAGAAAUGCCACUGAGAGGAAGACGUGUAGGACCAAUGAAGCCAGCAGGACCUGUCACAGCUGUACCUUAUGAUGAUAAAAUAUUUUAUAAUAGUGGGCCCAAAAGAAGAUCUGGGCCAAUUAAGCCUGAAAAGGUGAUAGAAUCAUCUAUUCCCGUGGAGUAUGCAAAAAUGUGGAAACCGGGAGAUGAAUGUUUUGCACUUUAUUGGGAAGACAACAAGUUUUACCGAGCAGAAGUUGAAGCCCUCCAUUCUUCGGGUAUGACAGCGGUUGUUAAAUUCACUGACUACGGAAACUAUGAAGAGGUGCUAUUAAGCAAUAUCAAGCCCAUUCAAACAGAGGCAUGGGAAGAAGAAGGCACCUAUGAUCAUACCAUUGAGUUUCGUAGAGGAGGUGAUGGCCAGCCACGGAGAUCCACUCGGCCAACACAGCAGUUUUACCAACCUCCUCGGGCUCGGAACUAAUUUUACUAAAGAUUCUUUGCGAAGGAAGACGCUGAUGACUGAAACAUCCUGGAAGGGGAAGGCCAUUCAUAGAUUUUUUUUUCCAUUUCUUCACAAUGAGAAUCACCAUGCUGGCUAUGAUAUUUGGAGGGAAAACAACAACAACAACAACAACAAAAACCCCAGCAGUUUUUAGGGAAAAGAUUCAACCUACACAGAGCAAGGGGGAAAAUACUAAGUUUAGUAGAGCAAAUAUCUUUACAAGUGGAAGGAAGAAUCUUUCUUCUGCCACCAAUAAAACCAUUGUGUUAUUAUA